Molecule: messenger RNA, 1203 nt
Organism: Pyricularia pennisetigena
Lineage: Eukaryota; Fungi; Ascomycota; Sordariomycetes; Magnaporthales; Pyriculariaceae
Exons: 1
Coding region: 1-1203 (400 amino acids)
Molecular function (GO): hydrolase activity
Source: RefSeq, a predicted model, not a curated record
AUGGCAGCUAGAAGAUUCCCACUGGUUAGCACAAUGUCAAGCACAGGGACGAACGGUUCGGGCGGCGGCAAGCCAUCGCAGAUCCUCACAGCCACCGUCGGCAAGCCGGCGACUCCCAAAAUCGUCGAACCGGAAAUGCCGGUGGGCACGGGUCCAGAUGGCAUCCGGCUCGGCAGCGCGGCAGAUACGAGCCCCAAAGCAACCACCAGCACCACCACCACCACCGAGAAGCAGGAACAAAAAGAAAAGAGCCCACAGACGGCGGGCGCCUCCAGCGACGCCGCUUCGACCCCCGGGAAAGGCUCACCGCCGGCGCAGCUCGUGCCGCUGACGUACUACCCGCUCGAGACGCAGGCGACACUGGACCGCAACCUGCGGCGGGUGAUGGGCAAGCCGUACGACAAGUACUUCCACACGUCGCUGCACAUCUACAGCGACGUGACGGAGGCGAUCCGCAGCCCGAUGCCGCGGUCGGGCUACCUGCCGCCGAAGCAGGCGGCAAAGCUCCUGAACCCGGGCUACCACGCGCACGAGAACGGGUGGAUGGGGCUGGAGGACGGCGGGGCGUACGUGGCGUCGCGCACGCGGUUCGGCAAGGAGGUCACGGGCGAAAUGAUCCAGUGGUGGUUCUGGUGGCACUCGCUCGAGAGCGAGCGCUACGCCCUGUGGUUCCCGCACUGCCACGUCCGCGUCGUGGUGGCGGCGGGCGCGGACCGCGCGCUGCUCGAGGACCGGUCGGUGCCGCACGUCCGCAAGUGGCUGGGCGUCACGCACCGCGUCACGGAGCACAUUGGGGCCAAGGAGUUGUCGGCGCACCUGCGGUUCGUCGACCCGGCCCAGUACGGCCUGCCGUGGGACAAGCUCAAGGAGGCCGGCUACGAGGCGGCCGUGUGCGCCGAGGUGAGGGACGGCUGGGAGCCGCGCCUCAAGAUCGGCGACUUUGUGCACCUGUGGCGCCGAGACGCCGUCACGGGCGAGCUGGAGCUGCGGAGCAGGUAUUGGUUUGGCAACGAGACCAGGUUGGACCUGCCGUGCGGCUUGGCCAUCCCGCUCGACCUGCCGGCGCGCCUGCUGGGCAUCAAGAAGAUGAGGGCCGGCCCGUCCCUGGCAUACGAGCACUUCAUCCACGACCAGACAGAGUUUACGAACCUGGCCAGCUUCCUGCCGGCGCUGUAUGCGAAAUGGGCUGCCGGUCAGCUGUGA